This is a messenger RNA of Dioscorea cayenensis subsp. rotundata (Guinea yam), 3338 nucleotides long. RefSeq names its product BTB/POZ domain-containing protein At3g44820. The record is from RefSeq and is a predicted model, not a curated record. NCBI's taxonomy places the organism in Eukaryota, Viridiplantae, Streptophyta, Magnoliopsida, Dioscoreales, Dioscoreaceae. The transcript has 4 exons. Bases 736 to 2604 code for a protein of 622 amino acids.
AUAGCAGGCAGAGAGGCAGCGCCGUCGUACUUGUGCAGGCAGAACAACACCUCCGCUUAAUCAAAUUUACGAAGUUGGCGGCAUCCACAACCCGCCAUCCACCUUGGGUAGGGACCAGCACGGAACCGCGAGGAGGAGAUGGGGAUGGGGCAAGGCUAGGUGGGGUAGGCUCUUGGUGUUUGUUGCCGCGUACCUCUCCUUAACUACGACCCACCAGCCAGUUGUAUUAAGUUGCAGUCCAGACACAAACACAGAGAAAGGCCAAAUGCAUCAUCUCCUCACCACCUGAUUCUGCUUCUAAUCUUCAUUCUACAUCUCUCUCUCUCUCUCUCUCUCUCGAUAUAUAUAUAUAUAUAUAUAUAUCAUUGUAAAAGCUUCACGGCGACCAGCCAUAUCUGAUCGAGGUAGUGGUGUUUGUGAAUUGUCCCCUGCAGCAACAUAGACCAAUAUAUGAAUGUAUUUGCCAUCUAUGCCGUCGGUGUUUGCGUGGCCACGCAUGAUGGACUCGCUGGCGUAAUCAUGAUGGGCCAGUUGGGCGAGGGAAAAAGGGGGUUUCGUGCUGUGGAGGGGGGAGGAAGGGAUGAUGGUGCUUUCCCCCUCCCUCCCUCCCUCCCUCUACUCAUCUCGACCUCUGAUUCCCUCUUCGUGCUUACCAUUUUCUUGAUCCACUCAAACUCCUCUUCGGCUUCUAGGGCUAACCUGUAUUGAAGGAGGAUACCUUCUCUGGGGUGGGUCAUGGCUCCGACAACCACUCCCUGGGCAUCUCCCUUUUACAACAAAGGGAACGAUUGGUUUGUUGACACGUAUCUUCCGAGUGAUAUUGUGGUUGAAAUCGGGGGAACUUUAUUCCAUCUUCACAAGUUUCCUCUCUUAUCAAAAUGUGGGAAGAUUGCACAUGCACUAGAGGAAUCUGAAAAUACGGACAAGGAGGUGCAUCUUACAUUAGAUUGUUGUCCUGGCGGACUAGAUGCGUUUAUCAUUGCAGCAAAAUUUUGCUAUGGAUUACGGGUGGAAUUGUCUCCGACGAACAUAUUUGUGGUGUAUUGUGUUGCGGAAUUUCUUGAAAUGACGGAUGAAUUUGGUGAGGAGAAUUUAUUGGCUCAGGCAGAGGCUUUCUUUCAUAAAGUUGUGCUUCGAAGCUGGAAAGAUUGCAUAGUUGCUCUUCAAAGCGCUGAUAAUUCUAUUUCACAUGCUGAAUCUCUCCGGAUUGUGCAUAAAUGUUUGAGUGCUCUCUCGAUGAUGGUUUGCACUGAUCCUAGUUUGUUUGGGUGGCCUAUGAUGAUGUAUGGAAGUUUGCAAAGCCCUGGCGGUAGUAUCCUUUGGAAUGGAAUAAACACUGGAGCUAGAAUUAGAAGCUCGGCUUCUGACUGGUGGCAGGAAGAUAUCUCAUGCCUUAGCAUGCUAAUGUUUAAGCAGCUGAUAGAAACUAUGACUGAGCGAGGCAUAAGGCCUGAAAAUAUUUCUGGUGCUCUAAUGCACUAUUUGAGAAAGUAUUUACCUGGUCUUGAUCGGUGGCAAAUUGGGCUAGGUGGUAGAAGCAAAAAUCUUGCUAAUUUGGCAAUGGCUACAGGCAUAAUAGAUCAAAAAGUUCUGCUGGAAUGCCUUGAAAAAUUACUUCCUGAAAGGAAGGGGAAAUCAUAUUCUCGCUUCUUAUUAGGACUUCUACGAAUUGCUAUAAUACUGAAUGUCUGCCAAUCAUGCAAAGAUUCUCUUGAAAGAAGAAUUGGCAUGCAACUGGAAUUGGCAACACUUGAUGGUCUUUUGAUUCCCAACUUCUCAUAUUCUGAUCAUUUAUAUGACACAGACUGUGUUGAGCGCAUUAUUGGCCAUUUCUUAUCUUGCCAGUCGGUGACUGUGGUAUCCUUUUCACCUUCUUCAAUAUCUGAUCCACCCAGGUCACCUUCCUCUACUCCUAUAAGGAAGGUGACAAAGUUAAUAGAUAGUUAUCUUUCCGAGAUUGCACCUGAUGUUAACUUGAAGCCUGAUAAGAUGCUGUCUCUUGUGGAGGCCCUUCCUGAAUCUUUUAGGUCUCUUCAUGAUGGACUUUAUCAAGCUUUGGAUAUAUAUUUCAAGGCACACCCAUGGCUGUCCCAGAGUGAUAGAGAGCAACUCUGCGACAGCAUUGACUAUGGAAGGCUUUCAAUUGAUGCAUGUGCGCAUGCAUCGCAGAACGAACGCCUGCCACUUAGAGUUGUUCUCCAAGUUCUAUAUUUUGAGCAGUUACAUCUGCGAAAAGCCCUUUCUCAAUGCCUUCAUGUCUUGGACAGUGACAGCAAUGCUGCUGCUGAUGCAAAUGACUUAACUGGACAGAUCCUUCAGAGAGAUGGUUGGGUUACUCUUGUGCGGGAAAACUGUGGUCUGAGGGUAGACUUGGAAGGCAUGCGUUCAAGGGUCAGAGUGCUAGAACAAGAAUUUGCAAGCAUGAAGCGAGAUUUAAGCAAGGCAGAUAGGCCUCACAGUUUGUCAAUUACUGCUCAAGCCAUCUCCAGAAAACUUGGAUGCAUGCCUGUCGCUAAUUCGAGCAGUCUUCAGUGUGAUGCCAUAGAAAGCUUUGGUUCUAGCCCUGAGAGGUCUAUUAAGAAACCACAUCAUUCAAAUCAUUGAUGCUCAAUUGAGUCUUCUCUUCAUAUUUCCACAUGGUAAGAAAUGACCAUUUUUUCGGAGGCAUAACACUGCUUAGAAACAGAAACAAGGCCAGCUGAUCAAGUUGGUGUCACCAUAUCAACUGCAUUGGUUUUGGGAGCAUUUGCCAUCUCCAUGUGGGGAGUAUAAAACCAUUAUUGAGUUUUUGCAGUUCCAUACAUAUGUUGGAUUUCUUUGAUUUGCAAAUAUCAUAGAAAUUUUUCCUAGUAUUUUGUUUUUUUAACAGUUCACUGAUUGUUCAAGCCUAUCACACAGCCAAAUUCUGGAGCCAAUCCUUGGUUCGGCCAGAUUUGGUAGAAUGAGGCUUAAUGAUUGAAAUCACGAGUCUGAGACCAGAUGGUGUGGCACAUCUUUUGUGCUCAGAUCAUGAAACGAAUUUGCCUCUGAUUUGAAGUGAAGUGGUUGACCAUGUAUAAAAUGGGGUGAAUACCUGGGGCCGGGGAACCAAGGAUUCCAUUGAUGGUAAGCAUUAAGAAGCUAUUAUAUCUUUUACAGAAUGAUACUCUGUUUACGUGUGUGAGAUGUCCUACAACUGAAGCCAAUGAAUCACAUGUUGAGGGGCGGAGGGCUGCUGCAAGCACUCAUGUUUUGUAUUUGUUGCGUUUGCUUUUCGGAUUGGUCUAUUGGGAAUUAUAAAUUGUGAUAACUUCAUAUAUGUAUAUUCGUUGUGAAAAUCUUAAUAUUUGCUUCCUGUC